This is a messenger RNA of Melampsora larici-populina 98AG31, 1956 nucleotides long. RefSeq lists its product as uncharacterized. The record is from RefSeq and is a predicted model, not a curated record. The coding region runs from base 1 to 1956 and encodes 651 amino acids. Gene Ontology annotation, cellular component: mitotic spindle pole body; DASH complex; mitotic spindle. Lineage: Eukaryota; Fungi; Basidiomycota; Pucciniomycetes; Pucciniales; Melampsoraceae. The transcript is spliced from 5 exons. Gene Ontology annotation, biological process: attachment of spindle microtubules to kinetochore.
AUGGAGGCAGCAUCACGACUUUCAGAAAACCUGUCAAACAUGUCAUCAUCAAAUCGUCGCUUGUUCUACGAUCCGAAGAAUCCUAAGCUCCUUUCUGAUGAAGAAAUCAAUGAACUUUCACCAGCAGAAUGUGAUGCAGCUUGUCUACAAGUUGAUCAGAUUCUCGUUUCACUUCUUCAGAACAUCGAUGCCAACUUUGGACGAACCCAUCGUACUAUCACUCAUAAAAUCUUACCAGAGGUGGAGCGUUAUGGUGAAGCAAGUAGAGGGAUAUGGGAAGGCCUCAAAUUCUGGCAACACUUCUUUGAGGCUUCUGCAAAUGUUCAACUGUCAGGUUACGACGACGACGAGACGGAAACCUCCAAACUGACCGAAGACGAAAGGCGCGAUGAAUCUUUACAAAACGACCUGGCUUCAGAAGAUGUUUCGCAGGACGUACCCCCAUCACCCAACGAAGAUCAGGACCUAUCAUCAAGCUCCCUUGAUCCGGCCGUACCUUCUGGACCACCAGUGGUUGACAUGAGUCAUCAGAGCGGUUCAACAGCAAGUCUUCGCCGUCCGGUCUGGAAUGAUUUGAGUUUCGAUUCACCAGACAAUACUUUGCAGAAUCCAACGGCUCAAAAUAUUUCACACAUCUUGAAUAAUUCGCACAGUAAUUCACUUGCUUCUGGUUUCACUGCUUCUCCUAUCGUGCCUGGUGACGACGAGGGUGAUUCGGGGAGAGAGGACGGCUCGCCAGCGCCACGUCGAAAAUCUGCUGGAAGAGGUUCGAUACUCUUGCAUCAAGUUAUCAUGAAGAAUAUGAUUCAAACCAAUCACAGUAGACCUAAGGUAAGCACACCUGCGAAGCCAAGGGGGAUCGGUCCUGAGGGUACUUCUGGUCGGAUCGCUUUUCCUGCGGAAGUCAACGAUCCCGGUUGGAACGGUAUCGCUGAUCUUAGAAAGACGACUCUAGAAAGCUUCACAAGUCCUAGUAAGAAAAAACUCCAACCUUGCAUUGGUGAAAGUUCAAAGAAGGGAAAAUCACGUGAAUGGGAAGAAGAAGAUUCAAUGAUGGCUGGUAUUCCACCACCUCAAACUUUGCAUUUCUCAGUUCCAAGAUCUAAACUUGCUCGAACACCAGCAAAGGAAGCCGCAAGAUUAGUAACAAGGGAUAUACUUGAGACCGCAAGAUUCCGUGCGGGGUAUGCGAAUCCAGCCGAUAUAGAGGAUAGUCCUUUGAUAGAGCCUCCGAGUGUACUUCGAGAAUGGAACGCGAGAGGUUAUGAAUCUAUGUUUCGAAAUCGAACCGGCGUUGAAUCCAAUCGAAAGGGCUUUGAAGAGGAAGGUGAUAGUCUGAAUUCAAUUCAGCAGGACGAGAGUACUUUGCAACUACAAGCUGGAAGUAAAGAUGCUACGAUCGAAAGUCGAGCAAGUCAGUCUCGCGAUUCAUCCAAAUUGCAACCGAGUCAGUCUCGUGAUGGAUCGAAUUUACAACCGAGCCAAACUCGUGAUGUAUCAAAAUCACUCAUUGAUCUGUGGGCUGGGGAUUCUGAACGAUUGUCGAUCAAGGGACCUUAUGAUCAUCUGGAAGAUCGUGAUGAAUUUAUUGGAAAACGACCGUUACCCGAUUCUAGUUUUGAUGAAGAAUCUUGGCAACCCGACCCCAAGCGUGUCUCGCUUUCAAGAUCACAUGAAGAUAAGCCAGAUGAACAAGAUCGAUCAUAUGAAGAGGGUAGUAGCUUACCCUUAUCGCCUACUUUGUUCGGUGUUGGUAAAAUGAGCAAUAAUCAAAACCAAUUUGAGUCAUCGCGAGCAGGACCUUCAAACGUUCUUAGGGGUUCAUUGCAUCCAUUUGUGCCGAUGCAACCUGAACAAAUGGAUACAUUUUUUGGUGGCGACUUAUUAGAAAGUGAAUGUUUCGAACCAAGUCCAUUACAAGGAAAACGAGUGAAACAUAUAGAACAGGAUCAGUAA